AUGGCCAGCGCAGGUCAGCGCGAGUCCGUCUUCCCCACGCGCAUGGCGCUCGGAAACACCAAGCUGCGCCUCAAGGGCGCACAGACGGGACACUCGCUCCUCAAGCGCAAGGCAGACGCCCUCUCCAAGCGCUUCCGCACCAUCACCGCAAAGAUUGACGAGGCAAAGCGCAAGAUGGGCAAGGUCAUGCAGGCCGCCUCCUUCAGCCUCGCAGAGGUCCAGUACGCCACCGGCGACAUCGGCUAUAUUGUCCAGGAGAGCGUAAAGAGCGCGAGCUUCCGCGUCAGGACAAAGCAAGAGAACGUCAGCGGUGUCGUCCUCCCUGCCUUUGAGGCAGACGUCAAGGACAAGGGCGGCGCGGCAGAAUUCUCCCUCACCGGCCUCUCGAGGGGCGGUCAGCAGGUCGCAAAGGCCCGCGAAACUUACACAAAGGCACUCCAGGUCCUCGUCGAGCUCGCAAGCCUCCAGACCGCGUUCGUCAUCCUCGACGAAGUCAUCCGAAUGACCAACAGGCGAGUCAACGCCAUCGAGCACGUCAUCAUGCCCCGCCUCGAAAACACCAUCUCGUACAUCAUCUCGGAGCUCGACGAGAUGGACCGCGAGGAAUUCUUCCGCCUGAAAAAGGUGCAGGCCAAGAAGAAGGAGAAGGCCGAGGCGGCCGAUCGCGAGCGUCGCGACCGACAGGGGGCAGACGACGCGGAAGGCGGCGAGGCGGCGAACAAGAGCGGCGACGGCGACGGUACAGAAGACGGCCAGAGAUCGCAGGACCUCUUGAGCGGCGGCAAGGACGAGGAUGUCAUCUUCUGA
This is a messenger RNA of Pseudozyma flocculosa PF-1, 807 nucleotides long. RefSeq lists its product as uncharacterized. Gene Ontology annotation, molecular function: proton-transporting ATPase activity, rotational mechanism. The record is from RefSeq and is a predicted model, not a curated record. Gene Ontology annotation, cellular component: fungal-type vacuole membrane; vacuolar proton-transporting V-type ATPase complex. Gene Ontology annotation, biological process: vacuolar acidification. Bases 1 to 807 code for a protein of 268 amino acids. Lineage: Eukaryota; Fungi; Basidiomycota; Ustilaginomycetes; Ustilaginales; Ustilaginaceae. The transcript is spliced from 3 exons.